Molecule: messenger RNA, 2360 nt
Organism: Mucor mucedo
Lineage: Eukaryota; Fungi; Mucoromycota; Mucoromycetes; Mucorales; Mucoraceae
Exons: 3
Coding region: 87-2126 (679 amino acids)
Molecular function (GO): protein binding
Source: RefSeq, a predicted model, not a curated record
UUGACUGUUGAAACAAUCACGUGCCGCGAAAAAUAAAAGAAAGGCCGUUUUUUUAUUUCUUAACUUUUCUUUCCUUCCGCAGCAAAAUGUCAGAAAUCAGUUCACCACACCAAAAGACAUCCAAAGAAGGAGCUGAUGUCCGCGAAAUAAGGCACAAUGAACGCAGAAACACUAGGCCAACAAGCAAUGCAGAUAACAGAGUGGUUAUAGUUAUUGAUGACACGCCACCUGGUUCACCCAUUCACGAAAGUAGUCAAGCAAAGGAAGAUCGUGGCACUCGAACUAAGGAGAUACAAUUGACGACUAACAUAGGAAAAGGUAAGAGUAAUACAAGUGACUAUAAGAACUCAGAUAAAGCAUCAAGAAAAGUGACGGUCUCUGCAGAGGAUAAAGCCACGAAAAAGCAAAGUAAUAACGAUGACAAAGCCAUCAAACCCAGACAGUCAAUAUCUCCUGUCGCUCGCCAGAUUGGUGCCCAUGGAUGCAAUACUUCACCACCGCGUAACCAUAAUACGGAUACAAGAGUGGAUUAUAGAGCUGAUAAUAGGGAUCGUUUUUCUUGCCGAAGUCCUUCCCUGCGCCGUUAUCGUUCACGGUCCCCUUCAGCACUCUAUCGUCGAUCACCUUCGCCCUAUAACAUGAAUAGGUUAGCAUCAUCUUCCUAUAUUCCCGAUUAUUCUCUUUAUUACCGUUAUCAAGAUAGGUCACCUCCACCGAAUUAUUAUCACUCAAGUCGAUCAAUUUCGCCAAUCUACCGUCGCAGUAGCAGAUCGUCUUCACCUCUCUAUUACCAACAGCAAAACGACGCAGCGUUUUAUUAUCGGUAUGAUCGAUCUCCUCCAUCCCGGUAUAGAAGCCGAUCACCAUCUAUACCAUACCGUAGGCCAAGGUCCAGUGACUCCCCUCCAUCUGGAUAUACACGACCACGAUUACCAUCACCUUUUUAUACACACCGUUUACCAUCUCCCACACACCAUGGUUGCUCAACUUCUCCAACUUACCGUGGUCGUUCACGCUCUCCCCUACGCCGUGGUCGUUCACGCUCUCCCCCACGCCGUGGUCGUUCACGCUCUCCCCUACGCCGUGGUCGUUCGCGUUCUCCCCUACGCCGUGAUCAUUUACCUUCACCAAGACGUAGUAAUCGUUUAUCUUCACCAAGACGUCUUAGUCGUUCACCUCCAAGACGCAGUCGUAGCCGAUCGAAGCAAGAACGUAAACCCAAGUUAUCGGAAAAACAAGACCAACAGAGAAGUGCAACCAAACAUACUACUAAGAAACAUAUUGGUGAAGCCAGUAUUAUUCUAGUAUCAGAUUCGCCACCUACGACGCCAGUAUCCAACCAAAAACCCAGUAUUCCAGCGCCCCAAGCAGAAUCCAGUAUGCCACCACCCAGGAUGCCUGCAUCUAACACAGAGCCCGUCAUGCCAACGCCUCAACCAGAAUCCAAUCGUUCAUCAUCAGCCAUGCGCCACUCAGCCUACGACCGCUUCACUCCUAAUUACAUAUCUAUUAUUAAAUCGAUGGACGCUUUACCGAUAAAGGUUAUGGAAAACUUUGGACAUAUGAAUAAGACAUUGCCAGCCGGUCAGGACACAAUUCAUUUCGAAGCUAAAGAAGGUGGACAAACAGGUAUGACUGAUAACACUCUAAUUGAAACAGACAGGGAUGAUAAUGUCAUCGGUAAAGACAUGUCAGCUAUGAGAGAAAAUACACCAGAAGCUGUAGAGUUGCCUACGCCAAUAGCGACAGAGUCGUCUAAACCCGUACUUACAAAAACCACCAAUCCAGCAGUCGCAGAUGAAAUUCUGCCAGUCGUAUUGUAUACACCUAAACCAGUGGUAAGUAUGUUUAGUUACUUACAGAAUCAUACUGACAGUAGAAAUAAGGGAUAUGGAAAUGAACCAUCACUUAAAAAUAACGAAAUCAACAGCGGCAGCGGCAAAGUGCCAAUAGCGUCAGCUUCAGUGCAAUCUGUAGAAAAAGAUUCUGCUAGCGAUAGUUUGGGUGGUACCAGGAGGAAGGUGGCAAGACUGUUACCACCAUGGAAAGUGAAGAUGUCGGAUGAGGGAGAUAUAUAUUAUUAUAACCCUAUUACAGGCGCAACUAGUGAAACGAGACCCGCAUAAACAUAUAAUCAAUGUAAUAAUAAACGUCAUUUUCAUAAUUUUUAAUACAGAAAAUAGCGCAUGAUCUAUUCCUAGAAAUAAAAAGACACAAGGUCUCUCAUAUUCUCGACGUCUCGCACAAAUGGCGCACUCUCAUCUUCUUCCUUAUGCAGGGGAAUUAGGGAACGUUUGUCAAUUACAUUGAUUGGUAUGCUGAUAGUCAACAAUCAAAUGACUACCGAUCUUUAGUAUAUA